AUGUUGAAGUGGCUACACUCUACAUUUCAAAGAAUACUGCAAUUUAUAUCAGGGACCACACAAUCAAAGCCAAACAGUUGGGGUUCCAUUUCGGAGCUAAUUCAACCCAAAAGAGUUGCUUGCUCACUAUUGACAGAUGAAAGUAAAUUUGCCCAAGUGGAUGUAGCAUUGGAGUCUUUCCUAUUUACCAAGACUAGAAAACUUGAAGGCAUCAAUGAUCUGCAAAACCACUUGGAGAAAACUGAGUCAUGCAUUCAAGACCUUGAACAAGGGCUUGAGUUUCUGUUUAGACGUCUUAUGAAAAUCAGAGUCUCACUUCUUAAUAUCCUUAACCAUUAG
Molecule: messenger RNA, 339 nt
Organism: Vicia faba (fava bean)
Lineage: Eukaryota; Viridiplantae; Streptophyta; Magnoliopsida; Fabales; Fabaceae
Source: the annotation of a GenBank genome assembly